Messenger RNA from Musa acuminata subsp. malaccensis (wild Malaysian banana), 1285 nucleotides. RefSeq names its product vesicle-associated protein 1-3. NCBI's taxonomy places the organism in Eukaryota, Viridiplantae, Streptophyta, Magnoliopsida, Zingiberales, Musaceae. Gene Ontology annotation, biological process: endoplasmic reticulum membrane organization. The record is from RefSeq and is a predicted model, not a curated record. Gene Ontology annotation, cellular component: endoplasmic reticulum membrane; plasma membrane.
AGUCGUACCGCUCUGUCGCAUUUCUUCUGCAUUUCAUCCGUCUGUUCCAUUCCUCUCUUCUUCGAGAUCGAGGUGGGAAGAAGAGCAACAGGCAGUCUCUUGUCCGCAGCGAUCCAAAUCUGUCAUCAUGAUCAGUGGAGGGCUUCUCAAGAUCCACCCCUCCGAGCUCAAAUUGCCUUGGUUUCGGUCUUGAUCGGUUUUUAGGUUGUAGUUUUCGUGUAUUAUUCUAUUGAUCUUGAUGAGCACCGGACUGGUGGUUUUUUUGGCUUUUGGUCGUGCAAACGUUGCCUGGCUGGCAUCGAAUUCUUGAUCCUGAUGAUGUCUGAUUGUGUACGACUGCCGACACGAUUAUCUCGCGAAGUCGAAGUGAAAAGGCAGAGCUCUUGUUGCAUGCAGCUGACCAACAAAACAGAUAACUAUGUAGCUUUCAAGGUUAAAACAACAAGCCCCAAGAAAUAUAGCGUGCGCCCAAACAUGGGAAUUGUUCAGCCCAGGUCCGCAAUUACCAUAACAGUGACAAUGCAAGCUCAGAAGGAAGCUCCACCUGAUUAUCAAAGCAAAGACAAGUUUCUUAUCCAGAGUGUUAUUGCAAAUGAUGGAGCAACAACCAAGGACAUUACUGCUGAAAUGUUCAACAAAGCACCCGACAAAGUUGUUGAGGAGUUUAAGCUACGGGUUGUUUAUAUACCUGCUAAUCCUCCCUCACCAGUUCCUGAGGAAUCAGAGGAAGGAAUUUCCCCACGGCCAUCCAUGCUAGAGAAUAAAACUCAGAGUUCAACCUUGUUUGAUGCUGUAUCAAGAUCCUUAGAAGAAGCUCCUAGAGAUGAAUCUGAGGAGGAGGAGACUAUGAUUUCAAAGUUGACUGAGGAGAAGAAGUAUGCAAUGCAACAAAAUAAGAAGUUGCAAAAAGAGCUGGAACUGCUAAGACAAGAAAGGCGCAAAAACCGUAGCGGUUUCUCUGUCACGUUUGUUACGAUUGUGGCUCUUUUGGGGAUCAUCAUAGGCUUUCUCAUCAAGAAAACAUAGAAACACAGACCGAUUACGUGGAAGUUCCUGCUUCAAGCAUAUGUUGUCUUCAUGCGCCUAACAGAAUGGCUUCCCCAUGAGUAUUGAUCUAUAUAUGAGUUGAUUCAUUUUGUCAAAGACAAUGAUCAUUUGUGCAUUCGAGUUCAUCAUUUUGCUCUUUUCUUAAAUAUCGGCAAAUUUCAAUCUCUGAUGUUUACAUUUGUAGCACUCCGUUGAAAGAUUUGCUUCGGCUGUUCCAAAUCUUCAUGACCCUUAAAUA